AUGUUAACGGGUACACUUAUCAUAUCUGAUAUUUUUACACAACCAAAAUAUUCAGCCAGAAUACGUUGUUGUAAAGUAUGUGGUGAUACAGCAUCUAUUAUCAAUUAUGGCGCACUUUCAUGUCAAUCAUGUAAAACAUUCUUUCGUCGAAAUGGUCUUCAAUCUCAAAAUCGUCGUUUAUGUUUUUUCAAUCGUACAUGUGAAAUCAAUGUAGAUACACGACGAAAAUGUACAGAUUGCCGUUUAGCGAAAUGCCGAUUAGUAGGUAUGAGUUCAGAUUUAAUUCGGAAAGAAGAAAAACAAGAAAAAAAAUAUCCAUCAACAGUAUCUAAAUCCAGUAUCAGUAACGACACAGUAGUUAAACAAGAAAUGACUGUACCACAACUUUGGUCAUGUAACCUAUUAUAUGAUGAUCGAUCUAUGCUUGAUAAUUCUGAGGAAAAAUUACUGACAAAUAUUAUAAAUGCCAUUGAUAUAUAUAGUGCAUUACCACAAGUUCAUUAUGUUAUUCAGAAUUUAUAUUCAUCAUCUUCUAUUAUUCAUUUCAAGGAGAUGAAUACUCUUCAAAUCAUUAUCCUCAGUUACAUAUCAAUGAGAUCUUUCAUCAACGCUACACCUGAUUUUCGAAUAUUAACUAUCAAUGAACAAUGUUCACUUAUCGAACGUAAUUUAAAUGGUAUUGCAGUUCUCUAUUCUACUUUUAUGUUUCGUGAUGCUCGUAUUAUUAGCAAUUAUCAUUAUAUGAACGACUUUACAUCAAUCUAUGGAUUAGAAAUAGUACAACAAACAAUACACAUUACUAAACAACUUGAAAAUGACUCAACUAUUAUCAAACUGAUGUUGAUCGUACUUGCCUUCUCAUCAAAUUGUUCAAUUGUUGAUUUUCAUCAAGAUGUACUUAAUGAUAGUUUAUUAUAUGGUACACAUCGUCUUUUAGGAAGUCAGAAUGUAUAUGCAGAACUUUUAUGGAAAUAUAUGAUUUGUCAAUAUGGUUAUUAUACCUCAGCACUACGUUUUGCUCGACUUAUUCAACUUGUUCUUGAGUUGAUCAAAUAUUCGGCAAAUAUAUAUAUAAAUAAUCGCACUCAUCAUAAUUUAGUUGAUGAUUUUAUUCAGAAAACAAAAGAAUUACUUAUUAUGAAUCAGAAUGAACAAGUUCCAUUGUGGGGAAAGAAUUAG
Molecule: messenger RNA, 1179 nt
Organism: Adineta steineri
Lineage: Eukaryota; Metazoa; Rotifera; Eurotatoria; Adinetida; Adinetidae
Source: the annotation of a GenBank genome assembly